Molecule: messenger RNA, 2254 nt
Organism: Wyeomyia smithii (pitcher-plant mosquito)
Lineage: Eukaryota; Metazoa; Arthropoda; Insecta; Diptera; Culicidae
Gene: Ir87a
Exons: 2
Coding region: 1-2076 (691 amino acids)
Source: RefSeq, a predicted model, not a curated record
AUGUGGAAGACCGUGCUGCUGUUCUCUUUAGCCGGCCUAGGCUCUGCCUGGGGAGAAAUUUUAUCGCAGGAUACUUACACGGAAAAUCUACUAACUGUAGUGCCUUGUGUAAAGCGUCUCUGUGAGAAGUAUUUCAAAUCCGAACGAGUACUAAAAGGUUCACUUGUGAUUAUCAACAUCAAACCGGACACUUCAAUAUUUCAACUGAAUAUUCUUAAGUCAUUCAAUCACGAUCCUCGCCAUGAAAUGGGAGUAAUGGUAAAAGAUGGACGCAAAAAACAUUGGAAUGCAUCACAUGUUACGGAGAAGGCAAAAAACUAUAUGCUUCUGGUUGGCGAUUCUUCAGAACUUGAUGCACCAAUAAAUCAAUUACGGCAGUUGCCGACCUGGAAUCCGCUGGCACAAGUUGUUGUGCUAUUUACUUCGGAAAUGACUCCGUUAAUUUUCGAAAUCGAAGUACGCAAUGCAUUGCAAAAACUGUUCGAACAUUCCGUUUUGAAUGUAAACGUAAUGGUCCAACGUUACAACACGAGCGUUCUCGAGGUAUGGACUUGGUUUCCUUACGAAAACGGUGAAUGUGCAGACAACAUAGCUAAGAUUCGUUUAAUUGACGAAUGUGAAUAUGUUGAAGUUCCGACAGAAGAUAUGCAGACAGCGAUAGAAAAUUAUGAACGCAUAAACUCUGAAUUGGAAUAUUCAAAUGAAACAAUUUCCAAUAACUCGUUGGCUGAAGUAAUGGAAGCAACUGACGGUUUGAUAACUCUGCAGCCUGACAUGGUGUGGAUGUUUCGAGAAAAACACUACUUUUCCGAUUUUGGACCAAAAAUACCUAAGGAUUAUAACUUUUGUCCGCUUAAAAUUAGCACCGUAAUAUGGGAACCAUUUGUUGUCGGUAAUGCAACGUUAAUACAAAAGGGUUUAGAAGUGCUAAUGAUUGAAACAAUCACAGCUCGAAUGAAACUUACACCGGUAUACAAAAUUAUCGACGCUGAGCGUGCAACUGCUCGAAUUACUGAUGACAAUCAGACAGGUUUUUACGCAGAUUUGAUCCAUAGGAGAACAGAUGUGAUGAUCGGCGGCCUGUACGAAAAUCCCACAAGCAGAAAACUUUUGUCAUCUUCUAUACCAUACUAUCAGGAUGAGCUGACCUGGUGUGUUCCAACCGCACGUCACGCUCCAAAAUGGCUCAACGUAUUUAUCAUCUUUAAUGUGUGGACUUGGUUGGUGGCUAUUUUAAUCGUUUUUGUUGGAGCAGGUGUAAUUUUUUGCUUUAACCACGUGGAACAAAAAUACCCGGAAAAUUACACAUGGAUGGCUCUACAAUCCUUGGCAUUUUCCUUAAGUGUUUACGCUCAUUAUUGGCCAAAACGAUUCUCAACUCGGUGCUUCUUAAUAGGAUAUAUGAUCUACGGUCUUCAUUGGAAUGCAGCAUAUCACAGCUUCUUAAUAUCGGUCUUGACACGACCUCGAUUCGAAACGCAGAUUAACUCCGUUGAAGCUGCGAUUGCGGAAGGAUUUCAGUUCGUCGGGGCCGAAAAUACUUUGGUGCACUUUGAUAAGCCAGAACCAAUGGCGCAAUAUAUCGGUUCUGUGUAUGAAACAUGCUCAGAUAUGGACGAAUGUUUGGCGCGAUUACACUCAGAACGAUUUUUAGCGGUGGCCAUUUCGAGGGCUCAUUCACAAAACAGCAAAAAAGUCGGAGAAGCUGAAAUGUACUGUUUCCCCAGAAUUGAUAAUAUACAAACGUACUCGGUCGGGAUGAUGGUGAAAAAAGACUUUCAUCUGUUACCCAAAAUCAACGAUUUGAUAAGAAGAAUCAGUGAAUCGGGACUGCUGGGAAAGUGGCAAGUGGAGAGCGACAAAAUACGAAUAGACGAAGACUUGGGUGAUUCGGAAGGUGGUGUGCAUGGUGAUGGGCAGAUUGUGCUUGAAUUUGGACACAUCGAGGGGGCAUUCAUUUUGAUUUUUGUCGGAUUGGGCUUAGCCAUGGUCGCAUUUAUAGGAGAAAUUGUCUAUUUUAAAUUGAAGUUCAAAUUUAAGUGGAACGAUGAGUUAUUUUGCAAUCUGAUAUGCUAGGGCUUCUAUUGAAGAAAAACGUUUUAGUUUGUGCAGAUACUACUCAGUAGAACCAUAACGUUGACCCUGUAGUUGCUGUAAGCUCUAAGAGUACAUUACUGAAUGUUUCGGUAAACAGAAGGUUCGAAGGUAUUUUUUUAAACCAAUUUUGUAAAUACAGAGAAGAGGAUAAUCUAAU